AUGCAUAUCCUCUCCGCCUCCUCCAUGCUUGCUCUUUGCAGCAUAGUGCUAGCGAAAAAUCACCAGUUCUGUGCCUGUCAGUCUGCUACUGAUGGAAGCAUCAACAUUGAUGCUACCGCACAGGUCAGGCUGAAGGAGAUUAUUGGGUUGCCCAUGACAAGGGUCCCGGACCCCGAUUUGCAGGCGCAUUUUGAUAAGAAGGGAAGCUUCGAGGAGUAUCUGGAGGGAAUCCUCGCUGACUAA
Colletotrichum abscissum is the source of this 243-nucleotide messenger RNA. RefSeq lists its product as uncharacterized. The transcript is spliced from 4 exons. Bases 1 to 243 code for a protein of 80 amino acids. Lineage: Eukaryota; Fungi; Ascomycota; Sordariomycetes; Glomerellales; Glomerellaceae. The record is from RefSeq and is a predicted model, not a curated record.